Molecule: messenger RNA, 471 nt
Organism: Ascoidea rubescens DSM 1968
Lineage: Eukaryota; Fungi; Ascomycota; Saccharomycetes; Ascoideales; Ascoideaceae
Exons: 1
Coding region: 124-369 (81 amino acids)
Source: RefSeq, a predicted model, not a curated record
UGUGACCGGUUUCACGUGUUUGUUUCAAUAUAUGCUUAUACAGACGUUUAUCUGCAUCACCAUGCAUGGUCAUAUUAGCUGAAGGUGGCCGAGUCGUGGUUUAAGAAAACUAAGAAUCGAAAAAUGAUCAAUGUUGAUUUUGAUAGUGAUAAUGAUAAUGAAAAUUCUAAAGAUGAUGAUGUUAGCUGCGAUAAAACUGUUAGUUGUGAUAAAGCCGUUGACUGUAUUUGUGUCAAGUAUUGUGGCAAAUAUAUAAAUGUGGACAAUCGCGAUAGUUUAUCAAUAAACAAGGAAGGCAUCAGGAAAAUAUAUUAUCAAGAGCAUAAAAAAUUUGAAUUGUUUAAUGGCAUGGAAGACUCUUUUGAUUAAAAUAUAAAAAGAUAUUAUGAAAGGGAUAUAACCAAAAUUAAAGAAUUGAUAAAUGAUAUAUAUCUUGGAACAAUUUCUCAACAGAAUAUUGUCUGUAAGUUA